This is a messenger RNA of Coniophora puteana RWD-64-598 SS2, 885 nucleotides long. RefSeq lists its product as uncharacterized. The record is from RefSeq and is a predicted model, not a curated record. NCBI's taxonomy places the organism in Eukaryota, Fungi, Basidiomycota, Agaricomycetes, Boletales, Coniophoraceae. The transcript has 5 exons. Bases 1 to 885 code for a protein of 294 amino acids.
AUGCAGCAAAUCCCGCCGGCGGACGACGGCUACUUCGCGCUGAGCCCAGACGAGGCUGCGUUCUUCAAGGCGCAGACGGGGAUCGAGGAUGACGAGGAGCUCAAGAGGCAUAUUAUCGGCGUACAGCGCAAGGCGUACGAGGCGAGUGAGCUGUUUGCGCCGUAUCCGUGCAUUUUAUUGUUUACGUUUCUUGACUUCAUUAUGGGUAAGCUGCCAGCCUACCAGCAACUUGUAGAAAUCGGCCGGGAGCGUGAGGAUUCCAUAUUCCUGGACAUAGCAGCCUGCUGUGAGUUUGGUCUGGACGCAAGGCGUGCGAUCGCAGACGGGUUUCCCGCUCAAAACGUCAUUAUAUCCGACUUGAGGCCAGAGCUGCUUGACUUCGGCCAUAAGUUCUUCAGGACGACGCCGGCGACGUACCCGGUGCACCACUUGGCAUGCGACGCGUUCGACCCCUCAACGCUCGAGGUCGUCCCGCCUUCAUACGAGUUGAACACGUCUUCGCCGCGGCCCGAUCUCAACUCGCUCACGUCACUCAACCCGCUGCACGGCCGCGUUUCUGCCAUAUACGCCGGCAUGUUCUUCCACCUAUUUAACGAGGCCCAGCAGCUGCACCUCGCCCGCGCGCUCGCGGGCCUCCUCUCGCCCGUACCUGGCUCGCUCAUCUUUGGAGUCCAUAACGGGGCCGUGGAGAAGGGCACGAAGCAGUUCCAGGGCUAUGGGGCCUCUCUGCAGAUGUUCUGCCAUUCGCCCGAGAGCUGGCGGGCGAUGUGGGCGGAGGUGUUCGCUGGCAAGGAGGAGGCGGUCAGGGUGGAGGCUCAGCUGAAGACGUACAAGACGAGGGCGGGGGAGUUCGAAGCGCUGGAGUGGUCUGUUACGAGGCUUUGA